Messenger RNA from Penicillium lagena, 816 nucleotides. RefSeq names its product alpha/beta fold hydrolase. The record is from RefSeq and is a predicted model, not a curated record. NCBI's taxonomy places the organism in Eukaryota, Fungi, Ascomycota, Eurotiomycetes, Eurotiales, Aspergillaceae. Bases 1 to 816 code for a protein of 271 amino acids. The transcript has a single exon.
AUGCCGUCUGUAUCCACUCGACUGGGUGAAGUUUUUUACCAAACCCAAGGAGAGGGCGUACCGGUGAUCUUGCUGCACGCAACUUUGCACGACCACCACGAUUUUGAUACUAUUGCCACACGACUGUCCAAGAACUACCAUAUUAUCGCCAUCGACUGGCCUUGGCAUGGUGAGUCGAAAGGCCUGGCCACAACCGAGGCCCUGAGCGCAAUGAGCCUUGCCGACGUCUUGGAGGACAUUGUGACUACACUCAAGCUGCCGCCGGCCUUCUUCAUUGGCAAUUCUGUAGGGGGUUUUGCAGCGGCCAGGUUGGCGAUCACGCAUCCUGAAUACGUCCGUGGCCUGGUCCUAGUCAACAACGGUGGCUUUGUUAAUUGGCCCUUGUUUGCGCGGGUUUUUGCCCGACUGCUCGGCAUUCCCUUCUUCGCUCGCCUCCUGAUGCCAUUUUUAGUGCCGAAAUACAUGCUUCCGCAGACACCAGAAGACAAAGAAAUCUCACGCCGUGCACAAGAAAGGGCUCGAACGCAAUCCGGUGCGACGGUAGCCGCUGCUAUCUGGCGCAGCUUUACCGAUCCUGGUCAUGACUUGCGCAGUCGCGGGUCGCAAAUUAAGGCACCUACCCUGAUUGUCUGGGGAUCUCGGGAUCCUCUUUACCGACCUGAUGUCAAGCAGACAGUACAAGAAUACAUUCCAGGGUCACGACUUGAGGUCUUUAAUACCGGUCAUGUGGUGUUCUCGUCAAAGCCAGACGAAUUUAUGCGCGUCGUGGAGCCGUUCUUCCAGUCUGCUCUGGAAAGUCCAGAUGGAGAGCUAUAA